This is a messenger RNA of Trypanosoma conorhini, 1815 nucleotides long. Its product is annotated as transcription factor. The record is from RefSeq and is a predicted model, not a curated record. Gene Ontology annotation, molecular function: RNA polymerase III general transcription initiation factor activity; RNA polymerase III type 3 promoter sequence-specific DNA binding; TBP-class protein binding. The transcript has a single exon. Gene Ontology annotation, biological process: DNA-templated transcription initiation; transcription preinitiation complex assembly; transcription by RNA polymerase III. NCBI's taxonomy places the organism in Eukaryota, Euglenozoa, Kinetoplastea, Trypanosomatida, Trypanosomatidae. Gene Ontology annotation, cellular component: nucleus; transcription preinitiation complex; transcription factor TFIIIB complex. The coding region runs from base 1 to 1815 and encodes 604 amino acids.
AUGCCGCUCUGCACGCACCCCGCCUCGGCGCAGUACUCGGACCGAGUGCGGGGAACAAUCACGUGCACGCUCUGCGGCGACCUUGUGCAGGAUCAGCAGUUUGAGCUGGAUCCGGUGUUUGCCCGCGAGGAAAAGUCAAAUGCACGGGGCCUGCGCUCACUUGGGCAUCUUCGUCCCACACGGGGAGUCAUUGGGGCGAGGAUGCCGUCCGCCCGCCCUUCCAUAGAGGUCGCUCGGCGUGGCAUGGUUUCCAUUGCGCGUCAGCUAGAUAUCAGCGAUGACAUGAUUGAGAUGGCGUUGGCUAUAUACAAGUUGGCGGUGGGCCUGAACGCGGUGUCCGGUGCUCGACCCGCCGUUUUGUCGGCCGUCCUCUACGCCGUGUGUCGUCGUGAACGGACCUCGCACAUGAUAUACGACUUUUCCGAGGUGACGGGGGAAAGUCCGUAUGAGAUUUUGUCCUACAUGCGUCAGAUUUGCGAGGCGACGCACACCGAAGUGCCCGUCAUCGACCCUUCCUGCAUGGUGCACCGCUUUGCGGAGCAGAUGGAUUUAGGCGCCAUGACAGGGCCCGUGGUGGUAUGUGCGUUGAAGGUGCUUCGUGCCAUGCGGGACGAUUGGAUCAGCUGUGGGAGGCGGCCUAUGGGGGUUUGCGUUGCGGCUCUGCUCGUCGCAUGCUACAUGUUUAACAUCCCGCGCUCCCCGGAUGAGGUGUGUGGCUUUGUUCGCCUCACGGCUGGAACCAUUGUGCGGCGCCUGGACGAGUUCGCAUCCACAACAACGGCCGGGUUGCAAAGUAUUGAUGAGUACACGAAGAGUGAGGUUUCACUGCCUCCGUCGUUUAGUUCCUCCGGCCCGACUCCCGCCGACGCUGACGUGGAUGCCGAAAUGCGGAGGCUCUCAGCGACUUACUACGAGCUUGUGGCGGAGGCCAAGGUCUCCGCCCCCGCGACGGCAGAGCGCUGCGAGAAGUGGCGACGCUUCCUUGAGCGCCACUGUGAGCUGGAAAACACCACAGCCACGGAGGCGAACCUGGACCUGGCUAAGCUGUCGCCGCAGCAGCAGCUGCAGAUACUCGGCCUUCCCAACACGAAGCCGAUGGACCCGGAAAAGGUGCGGGAGAGUGUGCGGCGGGAGGAGGUGAAGAUACUGCUGAAGCAGGAGCGCAGUGAGUCGGAGUGUGCCUCACAGCCCUCAAACGGGCUUUCGCAAAUGCCUCCGCCGACACAGUUGGAGCCGCCAAUGCGGCAGAUGACGGCGUACUACCAAGAACUCAUGAACCAAGACCCGAAUGUUUUGGAACUUCGUCGGGAAUUUGACUUUGCAGACGCGGGCGCGGACGACGGCCCUGCCCCAACUUUGCCCCUUCCGCCCAACGCAGCGGGAAGCGCGGCGACGCUGCCGGAGUCCCUUGCAGAGGCGCUGUACGAUCGCGAAAGACGCUUCGCUUUGCCGUGGGAGUUUAUCGUCUUGCAGGAUCCUGCCCUGGAGGACACCACCGACCUGGACCCCUACCUGGUGCUGGACAACGAGGAACGACUGCGUCGCCAGAAGGUGGGGGAGGCCCUCUACGGGGAAGCCUGGGACCUCGGCAAGGCGCGCACGAAGGAGGAAAUUGAGAAACUCGAGGAGUCGCGCACGACACGGAAGCGACGACGCGAGCCCAUUAAGGAGCACGCAACCGUGCAGGAUGCGUUAACGCGUGCAUUGAGGGGCCGAGGCGCCGGAUCCGUGAAUGUAUCGCAUAUUGAUGAACUUGUGCCUGGUCUCACGAGCGAGUUUGACGGUGGGACGGAGGAUGACUGGUUAAACGAAUGA